Cygnus atratus (black swan) is the source of this 2898-nucleotide messenger RNA. It is a transcript of the gene PLEKHG7, whose product is annotated as pleckstrin homology and RhoGEF domain containing G7. Lineage: Eukaryota; Metazoa; Chordata; Aves; Anseriformes; Anatidae. The record is from RefSeq and is a predicted model, not a curated record. Gene Ontology annotation, biological process: Rho protein signal transduction. Bases 1 to 2271 code for a protein of 756 amino acids. Gene Ontology annotation, molecular function: guanyl-nucleotide exchange factor activity. The transcript has 16 exons.
AUGCAACAACAAAGUUCCGAUUAUUCUCCAGAUUUAGUUAAAGGAACCUGCAUCAAUAUGGAACUUCUAAAGAGUGAAAAUGAGCUUCAUAAAGAAAAUACUGUUUUGUGUAGCAGCAGUCCAGAAGAUGUCUUCAGACCCUGUGAAACACAACCAGUAUCAGCUUGUAUGGACACCACCAUGCCUACAGGUGACUACACUCGAAGACGUGGGUAUACUGAGUCUUCUCUUCUCCUGAAGCUUCCCACAGAGGAGUGCACUGGGAGCCAUCAUACACCUUUCCAGUUUGACCGGCAUGCUCUGGCCAGAAUUUCCACUUCUCCAACUUUAAGGCGUCUACGGAUGGCCUCUGCCUCACAAGCAUCAACAUUUCAGGACUCCUCUAACACAGCUCAGCUAGGGAAUCAAAAGGAAUACACCAGCUCUCUCCACCACAUUUGUAAAAGUCCACCCCGGUGCAUCAAAUCUUCCUCACUGUCUUUGCCUUCUUGUGUCCAUGCAAAAUUAUUGUCUUCCAAAGCAAAGUCUGAAACAACCAUAGUAGAUCCAGAGUCUGCCAGCCCCAGAUUAAAGUUGUCAAUCCAAAAAGAUCCUCUCAGUGAUGGCAGUCCCAAUGAGAUGCUCCAAAACUCUUGCCAAGUCAACUCUGUUAUGCUGCCUAGGAGACUUCCCUGCCCCAGCCAUAUGCCACAGGAGGCUAUCCAGAUUUUCAGGAAGGUAUGCAGAUCAGCCGAGCGCAGGCGUAGCUCUGUCGUAGUGAGUCUGCCGGGACUCGAGGUGUUCCCUGGAGACCUCCUGGUGUCAGACAGUGCCUUGGACUACCUGCCCCACGCAGCCCUGCUGCUAAAUGCAGAGUCCAAAAAGCCAAGGUGGCCGUUUGCCAAAAGAGGAGUUGGUAAAGACAAACACAAGCAAGAUCUGGAAAACUGUCUUUCAACUGUUAAGAUCAUAGAUUGCGGCACAUAUGAUUUCUGCUGUUUCAAGAGUAAAUCUUGGCAUGAGUUUAUAAAGGCUCAACAGACUGAGCAGAAAGAUGUCAACAGCCGGUUGGAAGUGAAAAAAGAAGAAGCGGUGUGGGAACUUUUCACAAGUGAAUGCACUUACUUUCUGGAUCAUUUGCUGGUUCUCAAGAUGAUAUUUAUGAACACUCUAAAAUACCUCCAGAGUAAAGAAUUUCUCUUGGAUGUAGAUAUAUGGAAACUCUUUGCAAACUUGGAGGAGUUAAACAAGAUAAGUCUCAGUUUUGUGGAAAGUUUUUUUGAAAUUGUGAAGGAACAUGUCAGCGAGUCAGGGUCGCCUACGGAUUUCAUCUCCAUACUCAGAAAGUUCUUCCAGGGUGAGCUCUGCCAGACACACCAGAUUUAUUGCCUUAAUUAUACAUCCGCUGUCUUCUACUUGGAAAACCUGAGACAGAGAGAAGAUUUUGGCAUCUACCUGAAAUGGUGUGAACAAAACGAACAUUGCAAGAGACUGCACCUGCCGGAGCUGCUGGUCGCUCCUUUGCAUCGACUGACCCGCUAUCCCCUCCUCCUAAACAAUAUCUGGAAGAGGAGCACUGAUGAAAUGGAGAAAGGCUCUAUCUGGUCAGUUAAAGAGAAGGUGGAAAAGUCCAUACGGGAUCUGGAAGGCAAAGUCAAGUGGCUGGACAACUUUCAGAAGUUCCGGCAGCUGCAUGAGGUCAUAAUUUGGCCUCAAAUCUGGGAUCGUGACAAGAGAUUCUUUGUCCCAGAGUGCUUGAAACAAAACUUGAGAGAAAACAGCAGUGAAAACAUUUUGUCUUCAGCGAGCAGACUUCUCCUCCACGAAGGGAGGCUAACACUAGCAGAAAGCACAAGACUCCUUGAUGUCUACCUCUUCCUAUUUACUGAUUUCCUAUUAAUUACCAAAAUUAAACGUAACAAAAAGAAAUACGGGGGCUCAGAUACAGGCUUAAUCCCUGUCUGUCCUUCCCUCGCUCCCGAGCUGCAGUCACUCAUAAGAGAAGGUGGGUUUUGCUCAGUCCUUGACCAGCCUAUCCCACUGGACAGACUGAUAUUGAAAAACACUGACCCUAUCCACAUAACAGUCUUCAGCCUGAGAAAUGCUUUCCUAAUACAGCAUGAAAAUAGGUAUCGGCAGUGCAUAGCAGUCUUCUUGCUACAAGCACAAACAGACACUGCCAAGAAAACAUGGAUGUCACAGAUAGAAAUGGCAAUCUCCAAUUACACUAAGCAAGAUGAAACCAAGAAAAGCACUCUUUUCUGCUUCCCAGCUGAAUCCUCUGAAAUUUAAUAAUGCCAGCACAGCAUGGACAGAUCCAGUGGAAGACUAUUGUGGUGAUAACAUAGUUAUUUCUUCCAGCAUGCCUUCACUUUCUGACACUAGCAAACUUUUGACUUGACUAGACAGAAGCGAUGAGUUUUGACCACAGAACGUAGGAAUAAAUUGGAGGGGGAGAAUGGGGAGAACGAGCCAGGCACCAAACCAUCAUUCUUAGAUGCUCCUUUGCUUCAGCUAGGGGAAGGCUCUUGCCACCCAGGGAAGCGUUAACACAACUUGUUGUUUCCUAUAAAGCAGGACAGGGAAAACACCUAUGUUGGUGAGGAGAAAUCAUUCACCAGAAGUCUAGAGGGGUUUUUCUGAGCUCAUUCAAAUUGUAUUAAUAAAUUUCACAAAAACUAAAAUUGUAGGGAACUGCCUAGCCAUAGCUCCCUGUACUUACUGCUUUCCUACCUACUGAACUAUAACAUCUCACACUCAGCUUGUGGGGGCAGAUCAGUAAAAACAUAUUUUUUUGAGUAGCCAUUAAUUUUCAAAAUGAAAAGGUUGCUUAGUGCCCUGUUUAUUUGAAAAUGGUCAUCCUUACAUCUAACAUUCAGAUAAAUUAUAGAUGCUACAGAAUAUAUAAAAACAAAGAAC